This is a messenger RNA of Chrysemys picta bellii (western painted turtle), 2414 nucleotides long. The record is from RefSeq and is a predicted model, not a curated record. Lineage: Eukaryota; Metazoa; Chordata; Testudines; Emydidae.
CGUGCCCACCAGAACAGCCCGUCCCCGCCCCCUGGGUCCCGCCCACCGCGCCCGUGCCCACCGGGACAGCCCCUCCCCCACCCCCGGGGCCCCUCCAGGCUAAGGCUUCAAGGCGCUUGUGCGGGGAGAGAUCCAACCCCAGCCUUAUGCGUGUGCACACGCCUGCCAAACUGGGGGUGUCCCUAGGCGUGCAUGUCCUUGUGUGUGGUAGCAUGCACAUGUGUGUUGUCACGGGUGUGCAGAUGCUUGGAGGUUGUCUGAGGGGAUGCGCGAGGCAUGUGGGUGGUGCUGGGGGCCGUAUCUCCCGAGCCCCCUGCAGCCAAUGGCCCACGAGCGUUUGCAGGGUGGGUGCACACACAUUUCCAUGCGGCGGGGGGGGGGGGGGGGAGUUCACGCCGGGACUUGUCUCCUGUUCACCACUGCCCCCCCUCUAGGUUUUUGAAGAAAAAGCUGUGGCCGGUGAUUCCCAGCCCGGAGCACAAAUUCGAGGGGCUUUUCACCCUCUACAAGGGGAACUUCCAGCUCUGGCUGGGACAAAGAAAUGCCUACCUGUGGUGGAGCGCGAACCCUGGUUAUUUGGAGGAGCAGCCCACCAUGCUGGAAGUGCUGUCCGAGGGCCGCGAAUCCAAGGUGGAGGGGCCGGUGCCCCCUCUGCCCCCCAAAGCCCAGGGCUCGGUCCCGCCCGCCCGCCCUGAGCCGCCCGCGGAGCCCCAGGAUGACUACCUGGUGCUGGAUGAACAGCUGAUACCAUGCAGCCUGGGCAAGGACUCUCUGCUCCUGCCGGAUGCCCGGAGCAGUGCGAGCUCUGAAGCGCCCCCUGCCAUGGGGCAGGAGCUGGGCUCCCCGGGGGCGACACCGGAGCCCGUCCCAGAGGAGCGGGUCUCGUCCUCCUCCAGCUUCGAGUACACCGUCUUCGACCCCAGUUCGGAGCUGCUGGCACCCUGUGGGCACCAGCGCCCGCUUAAAUACAGCUACCUGCUGGUGUCCGACUCCGGGAUCUCCGCUGACUACAGCCCCCUGGGCACCAGCACCAACCGGCCCAACCUCUACACCAACCUGUGCCAGGAGGAGUGCCAGGCCCAGCCCUUCCCAGCCAGCUACGUGGUGUGCUCAUAGUGCCGGCGGACGGGCACAGGACUCUGGGCCUGGAGAACAGAGAUGGAACCCCACGUCUGCCGGACGUCCCGGCAGGACAAAGAAAAGACCCCGUCCCAGCAGGACGUUGAGGGGACCGGGGAUGAUAUAAAGGAGACCCCCCAUCCCAGCAGGACGUUGAGGGGACCCCGUCCUGGCAUGACGUAAAGGACACCCCAUCCCAGCGGGACACAGAGGAUGGAUAUAUGACCCCAGCACCAGCUCCCUCUUGCCUGGGGCUUGCAAGGCUGUGGUGGAAGCCAAUGGAGGUGGAUCCGAACUGCCCCAGGUGGAUCCGAACUGCCAGGCCGGAAACUCCCACUGGGCCGGAUGGGCCACGGGCAACGCGGCCGGUGCCGGCGGUCACAUCCGCGGAGCAGAUGGUCAAGGACCAACCUGCCAGCAGGGAACGUGACUGCCAAUUCCUCCCACACCAGAGCUGGCUUGGAUUCGAAACACGAGCUGGGUGGAAGCUGCAGCCCCUGUGCCACCAAGGGGAGCCCACCCACUCUGCGACCCCCCAAGCCUGGCUCGGCUGCAAGGGAUGCUGGGAGUCCUGCAAUCCUGCUUCGUGCCCAGUGACACGGACUUCCUGCCCCUUUUCUUUUUGUACUUAUGUGUAUAGGGGGGAAGCUCAAAAAGCCCCGUUACUCCUGUAAAUCUGUUACUGCUGUGACAGGGGCUAGAGGUUGGGGGAGGGCCGGGUGUCUGGACUCUUGGGUUCUAGCCCCAGCUGUGGGAGGAGAGUGGGGCCUAGUGGUUAGAGCUAGGGGAGCUGGGAGUCAGGACUGCUGGGUUCUAGCCCAGCUGUGCCACAGACUUGCUUUGUGACCUUGGGCAUGUCCCACCCGACCUCUGCGCCUCAGUUUCCCCAUUUGUAAAACUGGGCUGACAGUACUGACCGACCCGGGCUGUCAUUCGGAUCUUCCCUCUGCUAUUAGUAUUUAACUCCACGGGGUUGUCCCUGCCCUGGGGUGCUCCCGGAUGGCCUGAUUCGCCCUGGCACCACCACCAACCCAUGGGGCCAGCAUUGAAACGCCUGGGGUUGAGGGCUUUCUCCUACCUGCCCGGCAGUGGUGGGGCCCCAACUUAGGGCAGGGGCUUGUUAAAGGGGAGCAGGUGGGGCUGGCGAGGAGGGCCAGUGGGGGUUGAGAAUCCCCCAGAACUAGGGGACUGCCCCACAGUGCAGAGUGCCCUGGCAGGGGUGGGGCCCCACUCGGAGCCCACAGUAGCUGGAUGCGUGAUAGAUCUUUGCCUUUUAAUAAAGAUGGGUUUUUUCA